This is a messenger RNA of Staurois parvus, 330 nucleotides long. The record is from the annotation of a GenBank genome assembly. Lineage: Eukaryota; Metazoa; Chordata; Amphibia; Anura; Ranidae.
CCGCUCCCCAUUAAGGAUUGGCACCUUUGGGGGGCGGGGAGCGGGUACCGGAAUUUGACAGGUACCCGCUCCCACUUCCGGUCCAAUCGCCUAGGCGAUCGGAAGGUGUCCUUCCUCCCUCCCUGUAGUCUUUUGGGACACGUGACAGGUCCCAGAAGACUACAGGACCAUUCAUGAAGCGGAGCGCUACUCGCGCAUGCAGAGCGGGUACCCGGCUGUGAAGCCACAAGCUAUCACAGCCGGGUGCCCACACUGAAGAUGCCGGCCUCCUGGAAUAAAGGAUGGCCGGUGAAACAAGCUGCAGGGGAAACACCACGGGACCGAGGGACA